Molecule: messenger RNA, 480 nt
Organism: Melospiza melodia melodia
Lineage: Eukaryota; Metazoa; Chordata; Aves; Passeriformes; Passerellidae
Product: scale keratin-like
Exons: 2
Coding region: 1-480 (159 amino acids)
Cellular component (GO): intermediate filament
Molecular function (GO): structural constituent of cytoskeleton
Source: RefSeq, a predicted model, not a curated record
AUGUCCUGCUAUGACCUGUGCUUCGGUGCUGGCGGCGUCCUCCGGCCCCAGCCCCUGGCUGACAGCGGGAACGAGCCGUGCGUCCGUCAGUGCCCCGACUCCACCACCGUGAUCCAGCCUCCCGCCGUGGUGGUCACCUUCCCUGGCCCCAUCCUCAGCUCCUUCCCCCAGGAUUCUGUGGUGGGAUCUGCUGGAGCUCCCGUCCUCGCCGCCUCUGGGGCCUCCGGGGGCUAUGGAGGAUUUGGCUCUGGGGGUUAUGGGGGAUUUGGCUUUGGUGGCUAUGGGGGUUACGGAUCCCUGGGCUAUGGGGGUCUGUGGGGCUAUGGGGGCUCCUCGCUGGGCUUUGGGGGUCUGGGUUCCUGUGGGGGCUCCUCCCUGGGUUACCGGGGUCUGUAUGGCUUUGGGAGAUCCUUUGGCUCCUGCGGCUCUCGGUCCUCCCGCUUCGGCCGCUACCGCCGUGGCAGCUGCGGCUCCUGCUAA